Physeter macrocephalus (sperm whale) is the source of this 4550-nucleotide messenger RNA. RefSeq names its product CREB-binding protein. Bases 1 to 3414 code for a protein of 1137 amino acids. NCBI's taxonomy places the organism in Eukaryota, Metazoa, Chordata, Mammalia, Artiodactyla, Physeteridae. The transcript is spliced from 9 exons. Gene Ontology annotation, molecular function: transcription coactivator activity; zinc ion binding; histone acetyltransferase activity. The record is from RefSeq and is a predicted model, not a curated record. Gene Ontology annotation, cellular component: transcription regulator complex; histone acetyltransferase complex; nucleus. Gene Ontology annotation, biological process: positive regulation of transcription by RNA polymerase II.
AUGGUGCUGGGCAUGUCUGCAUCCUGGGACAGCGUCCCUUGCCGCCCAGGAUUUGGAAUGCUCACAGAGCAAGGACUGCAGACCACACGGUUGGGAAACCACUUGGAAGACCGAGUCAACAAGUUUUUGCGGCGACAGAAUCAUCCUGAAGCCGGGGAGGUGUUUGUCCGUGUAGUGGCCAGCUCAGACAAGACGGUGGAGGUCAAGCCCGGGAUGAAGUCACGGUUUGUGGAUUCUGGGGAAAUGUCUGAAUCUUUCCCGUAUCGAACCAAAGCACUCUUUGCCUUUGAGGAAAUUGAUGGAGUGGACGUGUGCUUCUUUGGGAUGCACGUCCAAGAGUAUGGCUCUGAUUGCCCCCCUCCAAACACAAGGCGUGUGUACAUAUCUUAUCUGGACAGUAUUCAUUUCUUCCGACCCCGAUGCCUCCGAACAGCUGUUUACCAUGAGAUCCUUAUUGGAUAUUUAGAGUACGUGAAGAAAUUGGGGUAUGUAACAGGACACAUCUGGGCCUGUCCCCCAAGUGAAGGAGACGACUACAUCUUCCAUUGCCACCCCCCGGAUCAAAAAAUCCCCAAGCCAAAGCGCCUGCAGGAGUGGUACAAGAAGAUGCUGGACAAGGCCUUUGCCGAGCGCAUCAUCCAUGACUAUAAGGACAUUUUCAAACAAGCAACUGAAGACAGGCUCACCAGUGCCAAGGAACUGCCCUAUUUCGAGGGUGACUUCUGGCCUAACGUGUUGGAGGAGAGCAUUAAGGAGCUGGAACAGGAGGAAGAAGAGAGGAAGAAGGAGGAGAGCACCGCGGCAAGUGAGACCCCGGAGGGCAGCCAGGGCGACAGCAAGAAUGCCAAGAAAAAGAACAACAAGAAAACCAACAAGAAUAAAAGCAGCAUCAGCCGAGCCAACAAGAAAAAGCCCAGCAUGCCCAACGUGUCCAACGACUUGUCCCAGAAGCUCUAUGCCACGAUGGAGAAGCACAAAGAGGUCUUCUUUGUGAUCCACCUCCACGCUGGGCCCGUCAUCAACACGCUGCCCCCCAUCGUCGACCCCGACCCCCUGCUCAGCUGUGACCUCAUGGACGGACGGGACGCCUUCCUCACGCUGGCCCGGGACAAGCAUUGGGAGUUCUCCUCCUUGCGGCGUUCCAAGUGGUCCACGCUGUGCAUGCUGGUAGAGCUGCACACCCAGGGCCAGGACCGCUUCGUCUACACCUGCAACGAGUGCAAGCACCACGUGGAGACGCGCUGGCACUGCACCGUGUGCGAGGACUAUGACCUCUGCAUCAACUGCUACAACACGAAGAGCCACACCCACAAGAUGGUGAAGUGGGGGCUGGGCCUGGACGACGAGGGCAGCAGCCAGGGUGAGCCACAGUCCAAGAGCCCCCAGGAGUCGCGGCGCCUGAGCAUCCAGCGCUGCAUCCAGUCCCUGGUGCACGCCUGCCAGUGCCGCAACGCCAACUGCUCACUGCCGUCCUGCCAGAAGAUGAAGCGGGUGGUGCAGCACACCAAGGGUUGCAAGCGCAAGACCAACGGCGGCUGCCCAGUGUGCAAGCAGCUCAUUGCCCUCUGCUGCUACCAUGCCAAACACUGCCAAGAAAACAAGUGCCCCGUGCCCUUCUGCCUCAACAUCAAACACAAGCUCCGCCAGCAGCAGAUCCAGCACCGCCUGCAGCAGGCCCAGCUCAUGCGCCGGCGGAUGGCCACCAUGAACACCCGCAACGUGCCUCAGCAGAGCCUGCCUUCCCCUACCUCAGCACCACCCGGGACCCCCACGCAGCAGCCCAGCACGCCCCAGACGCCACAGCCCCCCGCCCAGCCGCAGCCCUCGCCUGUGAACAUGUCACCAGCUGGCUUCCCCAGUGUGGCCCGGACUCAGCCCCCAACAACGGUGUCCACCGGGAAGCCCACCAACCAGGUGCCGGCCCCACCGCCCCCCGCCCAGCCCCCACCCGCGGCAGUGGAGGCGGCCCGGCAGAUUGAGCGGGAGGCCCAGCAGCAGCAGCACCUGUACCGGGUGAACAUCAACAACAGCAUGCCCCCAGGGCGCACGGGCAUGGUGACCCCGGUGAGCCAGAUGGCCCCCGUGGGCCUGAACGUUCCCCGACCCAACCAGGUCAGCGGGCCCGUCGUGCCCAACCUGCCACCUGGGCAGUGGCAGCAGGCGCCCAUCCCCCAGCAGCAGCCGAUGCCAGGCAUGCCCAGACCCGUGAUGUCCAUGCAGGCCCAGCCGGCCGUGGCUGGGCCGCGGAUGCCCAGCGUGCAACCGCCCCGGAGCAUCUCGCCCGGCGCCCUGCAGGACCUGCUUCGGACCCUGAAGUCCCCCAGCUCCCCACAGCAGCAGCAGCAGGUGCUCAACAUCCUCAAGUCCAACCCUCAGCUGAUGGCAGCUUUCAUUAAACAGCGCACGGCCAAGUACGUGGCCAGUCAGCCCGGCCUGCAGCCCCAACCCGGCCUGCAGCCCCAGCCCGGCCUACAGCCCCAGCCCGGCCUGCACCAGCAGCCCAGCCUGCAGAACCUGAAUGCCAUGCAAGCCGGCGGGCCGCGGCCCGGCGUGCCUCCACAGCAGCCGGCGAUGGGCGGCCUGAACCCCCAGGGCCAGGCCCUGAACAUCAUGAACCCAGGGCACAACCCCAGCAUGGCAAGUAUGAACCCACAGUACAGAGAGAUGCUGCGAAGGCAGCUCCUGCAGCAGCAGCAACAACAGCAGCAGCAGCAGCAGCAACAGCAGCAGCAGCAGGGCAGUGCCGGCAUGGCCGGGGGCAUGGCGGGGCACGGCCAGUUCCAGCAGCCUCAGGGACCUGGAGGCUACCCUGCGGCCAUGCAACAGCAGCGGAUGCAGCAGCACCUCCCCAUCCAGGGCAGCUCCAUGGGCCAGAUGGCGGCCCAGAUAGGACAGCUCAGCCAGAUGGGGCAGCCUGGGCUGGGCGCAGACAGCACCCCCAACAUCCAGCAGGCCUUGCAGCAGCGGAUUCUGCAGCAGCAGCAGAUGAAGCAGCAGAUCGGGUCCCCGGGCCAGCCGAAUCCCAUGAGCCCCCAGCAGCACAUGCUCUCAGGACAGCCGCAGGCCUCACACCUCCCCGGCCAGCAGAUGGCCACGUCCCUCAGUAGCCAGGUGCGGUCUCCGGCCCCUGUCCAGUCUCCGCGGCCCCAGUCCCAGCCUCCACAUUCCAGCCCGUCGCCACGGAUACAGCCCCAGCCUUCACCACACCACGUCUCGCCCCAGACUGGUUCCCCCCACCCAGGACUCGCAGUUACCAUGGCCAGCUCCAUAGAUCAGGGACACUUGGGGAACCCCGAACAGAGUGCAAUGCUCCCCCAGCUGAACACCCCCAACAGGAGUGCGUUGUCCAAUGAGCUGUCCCUGGUCGGCGACACCACGGGAGACACUCUAGAAAAGUUUGUGGAGGGUUUGUAGCAUUGUGAGAGCAUCACUUUUUUUUUUUUUUCCCCUUUCAUGUUCUUGGACCUUUUGUACUGAUAUCCAGGCAUCUGGGCUCUUUUUAUUCCUAGAUGGAACUGCUACUUCCAAGCCAUGGAAGGGUAGAUUGCUGUUUAAAGAAACAAUACAAAGAAUAUAUUUUUUUGUUAAAAACCAGUUGAUUUAAAUAUCUGGUCUCUCUCUCUUUUUGUUUUUGUUUUUUUGUUUUUUUGUUUUGGGGGGAGGGGGGUUUUGUUUGGAUUCUUUUUGUCGUCAUUGCUGGUGACUCAUGCCUUUUUUUAACGGGAAAAACAAGUUCAUUAUAUUCAUAUUUUUUAUUUGUAUUUUCAAGACUUUAAACAUUUAUGUUUAAAAGUGAGAAGAAAAAUAAUAUUCAGAAACUGAUUCCUGAAAUAAUGCAAGCUUAUAAUGUAUCCCGAUAACUUUCUGACGUUGCGGGAAGAUUUUUUCUAUAGUGAACUCUGUGGGCGUCUCCAAGUAUUACCCCUGGAUGAUAGGAAUUGGCUCCUGAGCGCACACACGUACACACCCACACACACAUCUAUCUAUACAUACUGGCUUAAGCCAAACUCUUGUCUUGCAGAUGUAGAAAUUGUUGCUUUGUUUCUCUGAUAAAACUGGUUUUAGACAAAAAAUAGGGAUGAUCACUCUCUUAGACCAUGCUAAUGUUAAUAGAGAAGAAGCAUUCUUUUCUUUCUUCUAUGUGAAACUUGAAAUGAGGAAAAGCAAUUCUAGUGUAAAUCAUGCAAGCGCUAUAAUUACUAUAAAUAAGAAAAUUCAAGAAGAUUCAAUCACUGUAUAGAAUGGUAAAGUACCAACUCAUUUCUUAUAUCAUAUUGUUAAAUAAACUGUGUGCAACAGACAAAAAGGGUGGUCCUUGAAUUCAUGUACAUGGUGUUAACACUUCGUGUUCCAGCUCUUUUGUUAUGAAAAUGCUGUUUUCAACAUUGUAUUUGGACUAUGCAUGUGUUUUUUUCCCCCAUUGUAUAUAAAGUACCGCUUAAAAUUGAUAUAAAUUACUGAAGUUUUUAACAUGUAUUCUGUUCUUUAAGAUCCCUGUAAGAAUGUUUAAGGUUUUUAUUUAUUUAUAUAUAUUUUUGGAGUCUGUUCUU